This is a messenger RNA of Ectocarpus siliculosus, 1227 nucleotides long. NCBI's taxonomy places the organism in Eukaryota, Phaeophyceae, Ectocarpales, Ectocarpaceae. The record is from the annotation of a GenBank genome assembly.
AUGGCGGCAGCGGGGAGGUGGAAGCAAUGGGCACGGCCGUCCGAGGAGGCAGAGCUUGCUGCAGCUCGUUUGUUACGAGGAGCCGAAGCAGAAGGGCAAGUGGGUGCGGAUGCGAGUGCACGCGGCGCCGGUCAUCAAGAGAGUGACUUCGUGACGCUCCCCUUGUGGGUGGAAGUGGUCAAGAAUGGCCUGGAAACGCGCAUCGCGUUCCACGGAGAGUGGGUGUUUGCCAACUACCUACCGCAGGAGAUUCAGGUGGCUUGGGUGACGUCCGCAGGAGUGGGCAACGCCGGCCGGUGUCUCGUCGAGCCCACAGGAACACGGGAAGGCCUCAGCCUCGAAGCGUGUGCUACCUCCGGACGGGCUGGCGGAUCCCUUCACCCAUUAUCCUGUUCGGCACUCACCGCCUCCUCCUCUUCCCCGGGGGCGGGACAAGCGCACGGGGAGCGCCUCUCCGAGCUCAUGUUGGAGUUCCGGUUAUCCACUCCCGACGCCGCCGCGUGUGUCGGGUCGGUGGGUCCACCCCCGGUAGCUACCGAGGAUUCGGCGGGGCACCCGGCGGCGGCGCGAGACGCUGGUGGUUUUGCCGACGGGGGUAGCUUCGAUAGUCGCGGGCUUGACGAUGAGCUGCUCCAGGGGCGCGAGGAGAUAGAGGUGGACUCGAGCGGUAGCCCCUGGGAGGUCACCCGUCAGUCCGAGUGGGUCCAGGCGAGGCCGUUCGUUUUCCUGGCUCUGAUCUCUUGCGCCAGCACAGACCCCGGGAUCUCGGGGUUCGCCUUCUGGUGCGUGGCCUCCAGGCAAGCCUCGCGCGCGGCCAAUGGCCACCGCGGUAACCUGGGCCAGAUGAGAAUCGACCUGCACCCGAUGGCGCUCGUGUGGAACGGCUCCUCGAUACCGAUGCGGGCCGUGCUGAAGCACAGGAGCGGCGGUGGCGGGUGGCCGGAGCAGCCGCCUGCUACGCUUGCCGAAGCGGUGGACGAACAAGGCUCCCUCGUGGCACAUCCACCAACACCGGGUGUGGACCGCUCCGUUCGCCUACGGCGGGCCCGGGAUAUCCCCGGCGAGAGGAUACAGGGAGCAUCGGUGGGCGUCGACGGGGUCAUGCUACGUGAUAAUCUUUGUUCAUAUCUCGAUAGCGAUCAUACCGUACUGCUCCUGCUCCGCCCUGAUAUACUACUUGAUGGUGGCGCUUCAAUGCACAAGCACGGUUUUCGCGGCUUCAUAUGA